AUGCGAUCGCUGCUCUAUCGAAUUCGAUGCAUUAUUGAGGCUUUGUACCUUCCGAAUGACCCGAAUGUGGCUAAUGUUUCUAAUGUGGCCAAUGUAUCGAAGGUCCCUAAUGUCCCGAAUGUCCCGAAUGUAUCAAAGGUCCCUAAUAUGGCCCAUGUCACGAAUGUGUCGAAGGUCCCAAACGACCCAAUUAAUUCGAAUCAUUUAGGGGCAAUAAGGGGCUCCAAGGACCCUAUUAGUUUUAAUGCAGUACAGAAUCCCGCUGUCCCUGUAGAACACAACCAUCUAAUGAAUCCAAAACACUCGAAUGACCCUAAUGACCCUAAUGACCCUAAUGACCCUAAUGACCCAAUAAAUCACCACCCCCACGCCCCCCAUAUCCCCCUAAACUCGAACUCUCCGAAGCCCUUCCACUCGGGCCAUGUCCCUAAUUCCAAUGCCCCCAAACCCUCUCCCUUCCCCAUCGACCUCCCUCGUCUUCGUCGCAGCCUUUUCUUCACUCCUCUCGACGAAUCGCCCGCCGGUCCGUUUCCCUACUCCGACUUUGUCGCGGUUAUUCUGCACAGCUUCGCGCUCUCUCACUACUCCCCGCGGUUCUUCGACGAGCUCCCCGUUCUCUCCCUGACCGACUGCACGCUCGCCGCCCGCGACUCCGCCCUCCCCGCGGGGGACGUGCUCCGCUCGCUGGACCGUCCGGGCCCCGCGGAAACGUGGAGCGUUUCGGUGAUUCUGCGCGCGCAGACGAGCGCAGUCCACCCGCUCAUCACGACGCCGUUUCUCCAGUUUCUCUCGACGGCGAAGGUGGAGGCGAUUUUCCAGGCGAUCCAGCAGAAGCUGCGGGUGGAGAUCAGCGUGCUGGAGAAGCAGCGGCCCCGCGGGUAUCGCCCCUCGCCCAUCCGAUUGGAGGAUUGUCUGCGCCAGGCCGUGCAGUCCACCGCCAUCGAGGUCUGCGACAACUGCGGCGAGGCCUCCCCGCGGGACUUGCAGUCGCGCAUCACGCAGCUGCCGCCCGUGCUGGUGAUCCUCCUGAAGCGCUUCUCGUUCGAGUUUUCCCGCGGGAAGGCCCAUGGAUACACGAUCGGCUAUGGCGGAGGCCGCCGGAAAAUCACGGAUCUGGUGAGCUUCCCGGUGGAGGGGCUGGACAUGGCGCCGUACGCGUUCGGCUGCGACUCAGCGCUGUACGAUCUGGUGAGCGUGUGCAACCACACGGGCAGCGCGGAUUUCGGGCAUUAUUACGCGUACGCGCUGUGCGAGCAGGGCGGGACGACCGCGUGGUUCGAGUUCAACGACAGCUCCGUGUACCCCAUUCGCCAGAGCGACGUGCAGAGCGACUGCGCCUACUAUCUCGUCUAUCGGCAGAGGACGCGGCCUCCGCUCCGCGCUGUGAGCGAACAGAUCCGAAGCGAGCUGGGCGCCAUGAAGGAGUCCUUCAAGACCGGCUCCUUCGGCCAAGCCGUGAAGAACUUGGCGCAGAAGCCUGCAUGGCAGAGCAGGAUUCCCGCGGUGCAGGGUUCUGCGAGCGGCGAAGCGCCGGAUUUCCGGGACAAUGCCGCGAGAAUGAAGGGAUCGUGGGAGAGGGAGGCUGGACUCGCGGAUUCGAAGCAGAAAAACGCGAAGAAAGAAGAAAAACAGACGGCGCAGAAUUCGACCUGCGUGAAUACAAAUACUGUAGUGUUGGGAGAAGCGCUGUGGGAAAUAGAUCGUCAAAUCGAGAGGGAAUGUAGGGAUUGUGGAGGGAGUGACGAGGGUAGCGAGGUGUAUCAGUAUUGCGAUGAUGAUCGUGGCAGUGACAGCGAUUAUCGUUUUGACUUCUCUUGUGUUGGUUGUGAUAUUUUUAUAAUGUUUUUGACUUUGUUUCACAGGCAAGUUGUCCUACCCAUUUUCAUUCUUAUUACCAUUACAACAUCUAUUGUUUUUUUACUACUAUUACAACUACGAUACAUAACGUUGUUUCUUUAUUACUGUAUAUGUGAUGAUGUGAGAGUUUCGUACCCAUUUCACCUUUGCUUCACAAACCAUAUCUUUCUACACCACUCUUCCUUUUACCACACUGAACACCAUCGUUCUGGCAACACUUUAGAGGAUGCAAUACGAUCGUAA
This is a messenger RNA of Blastocystis hominis, 2100 nucleotides long. RefSeq lists its product as hypothetical. Gene Ontology annotation, cellular component: nucleus; cytosol. Gene Ontology annotation, molecular function: cysteine-type endopeptidase activity; cysteine-type deubiquitinase activity. NCBI's taxonomy places the organism in Eukaryota, Bigyra, Opalinata, Blastocystidae. Bases 1 to 2100 code for a protein of 699 amino acids. The record is from RefSeq and is a predicted model, not a curated record. Gene Ontology annotation, biological process: protein deubiquitination. The transcript has a single exon.